This is a messenger RNA of Microplitis demolitor, 1233 nucleotides long. RefSeq names its product odorant receptor 47a-like. Gene Ontology annotation, molecular function: odorant binding; olfactory receptor activity. The transcript is spliced from 8 exons. Gene Ontology annotation, cellular component: plasma membrane. Gene Ontology annotation, biological process: sensory perception of smell; detection of chemical stimulus involved in sensory perception of smell. The coding region runs from base 1 to 1233 and encodes 410 amino acids. Lineage: Eukaryota; Metazoa; Arthropoda; Insecta; Hymenoptera; Braconidae. The record is from RefSeq and is a predicted model, not a curated record.
AUGCAGAAUGAAAAUGAAGAAUUACCAACAUGUGAAAAAUUAUUUAGUCUCGAAUUGACGGUAUUAAAACUAGUUGGCUUAGGUUCCUUAAAAAAUGGAUUUAGGCAAAAGAACGCGAAUUUACUUGUCAAAUUUUAUGAAAUAUUUUUAUUUAUAUAUAGUGCUAGUGUACUAACAACUUUUUUUAUAAGCUCGGUAUUUACUGUACAUGUGUUGUUACACAGUGACUUUAUACUGGCAUGUGAAAUAGCAACAUUUAUUUUUGCAGGUGCUAUAACUGUUAGUAAGGUUCUGAGAAUAUGGAGCUAUCGGAUCGAAUUAAUUGAAAUUUUGAAAGAAUUUAAUGAUCUGUGGGAAGAUAUUACUAAGCAUCGUUUGAAUUUGAAAGAAAAUAUUUGUGAUAUAUUAAAUGCAUCAAAGCCAAUACGUUAUGGAUAUUGUUUAAUCGCAAGUUCAUUGAGUCUGAGUUACGCACUACGUCCUUAUUUUCAAAUGUUAUUUUACUUCAUAAAACAAUCUGAAAACAAGACGUACGAUCUAACAGUAACAGUGUAUCCACUAAUAUAUCCCAUACAAAGAGGAACAUGGCUGGGUUACCUCUUGUGCUUGGCAUACGAACAAAGUAUCCUCUUUUUCGGAGCAGUUUAUUGGAUCAUGUGGGACACACUAUUUAUUCUACUUACUUCUCACAUUUGCGUCCACUUUAUGAUUAUGUCCAACGAUUUCAACAAUUUACAUGUUAAUUACGAUAAAAACGACAACGAAAGCUUUAAAUCGAUAGAAGACCUAUCACGACGACACCAAAAAAUGUUUAUAUUGUGUCAAAAAAUCGAAACUCUGUACAGUCCAAUCAUCUUACUUACGGUAGUGUUUAAUGGCAUCGAUUUAUGUCUUUGUAUUUUCGCACUUGACAAAGAUCUAUCAAACGGGAAUUGGGCUAAAGUUGCAUCAAGCGUGACACAUGCACUGACAUUAUUUGUCCAAAUUGUUAUUUAUUGCGAAUUUUCUCAUGUUGCUACAGAAGAAACCAGUCGGAUAAGUGAAGCAAUUUAUAAUUCUUCAUGGAUUUAUUUUGAUAAAAAAAUGAAGAAAAUGUUAUUAAUAAUAAUGAUGCGUGCUAGUAGAGAGUAUAAAUUUUCAGUAUACGGUAUACUGAUUCUCGAUCGUGAGCAACUCACAAAAAUUGUUAAAACAACGAUGAGUUAUUUUACGAUGCUAAGAAGUUUUUCAUAG